CGAAAAACAAAAAUGAGCUCGUGGAUGUCAUGGAUAGUUGGCAAGAAGGAUAAUAGGGGGAGUGCUAGAGAUGCGAUAGUCGGGCUCAGAUCACAGCUUUUGAUGCUCGAUAAGAAGGAGGAGCAUCUGAAUAAAAAGAUAGAAGAGGAGCUCAAGAAGGCGAAAGCUAACGCUACAUCGAACAAGCGACUGGCCACAGCUGCUCUCCGUCAGAAGAAGGCCUUCGAGGGUGAACUCGAUAGAAUAGCGGGUACGAGGCUGACAUUAGAGUCGCAAGUGAAUGCAUUGGAAUCGGCGAAUAUGAACCUUGAGACGAUAACCGCAAUGAAGAAGGGCUCAGACGCAUUGAAAUCUAUACACGGGAAUCUUAAUAUCGACAAAGUCGACUCCACGAUGGACAGCAUCCGUGAGCAGAUGGAUCUCACGAAUGAAAUCUCAGACGCGAUUUCGAAUCCUGUACAUCACGAUCCUGUCGACGAGGAUGAGUUGAAUGACGAGCUUGAGCAACUUGAGCAGGAUGAGCUCAAUAAUAGGCUCUUGGGCGCAGAGAGAGCUCCUGUGCAUGCCCCAGUGGCUGCAGGACCUCAAGCAACAGCUUCUAUACCAGCUACAGCUAGCCAGUCCACUCCAGCAGCACAGAGCCAGGAAGAUGACGAGGAUGAGGAACUCAGACAGUUACAGGCUCAGUUGGCUAUGUAAACCCUUCAGCUUAUCUUUACGGUAUUUCUCUUUACUUUUUAUUAAUGCAUUAUCACUUUAAGUUCACAUACCAAA
Molecule: messenger RNA, 774 nt
Organism: Wallemia mellicola CBS 633.66
Lineage: Eukaryota; Fungi; Basidiomycota; Wallemiomycetes; Wallemiales; Wallemiaceae
Product: Snf7-domain-containing protein
Exons: 3
Coding region: 13-699 (228 amino acids)
Biological process (GO): late endosome to vacuole transport via multivesicular body sorting pathway; vesicle budding from membrane
Cellular component (GO): multivesicular body; cytoplasmic side of plasma membrane; ESCRT III complex
Source: RefSeq, a predicted model, not a curated record